Messenger RNA from Telopea speciosissima, 1704 nucleotides. Its product is annotated as transmembrane protein 120 homolog. The transcript is spliced from 10 exons. Gene Ontology annotation, cellular component: membrane. The coding region runs from base 117 to 1214 and encodes 365 amino acids. Lineage: Eukaryota; Viridiplantae; Streptophyta; Magnoliopsida; Proteales; Proteaceae. The record is from RefSeq and is a predicted model, not a curated record.
AUUAUAUUCUCAAGUUCUCACCACUUGUUCUGUAAUUUCUGAAAGAAACAAGAAUUGAUUUUGCAGUUUGUACGAUUAAUUUAGGAAUCGAUCGACAGUGAAUCGGAUUCAAAGAUAUGGGGGAUUCAGCGAGUGAGUACUCGCAGAACAAGAUAACAGAAGAGGUUUCCAGAGUGGUUGAGUUCGCCAAGGAAUUGCAGGAUUCGGCUUCAUCUCUGAUCACAAAGGCUUCCAGCGAAGAACAAGCUUUACGACUACGAGUUGUUGCUCUUGAUUCUAGUAUUCAGAAACUCCGGUCCUCGAUCGAUUCCGCCAUCAAGAAAUCAACUUUAGAUCGCAAGGAAGCUGAGAAGCUGGAUGAAGAACUAUACAAAGCGAAAUGCAUUCUAAGUGAUGGAGACGCAUCUUCGUACCUUCCAAGCAAAUAUAAUGGUAGUUUUCUGAAGAUGUUUCUUGGUCCUAUCAACGUACGUGCUAAUAGGAAAGACAUCCAAUUGAAAGUAAAAGAGGAGUACAACAGUUACAGGGAUAGAACUGCUUUGCUGUUUCUUCUUUUCCCAUCAGCACUACUUUUCUUGGGGUCCAAAUUAUGGAAUGGAUGCAUGCCGGCAUUGCCAGUUCAGCUUUACCAGGCUUGGCUAUUGUUUCUUUACACAAGUUUGGCUUUGCGAGAGAAUAUAUUGAGAGCAAAUGGAAGUGAUAUUCGCCCAUGGUGGGUAUACCACCACUACUGUGCUAUGUUGAUGGCACUUAUCAGUCUCACAUGGGAGAUAAAAGGGCAACCUGACUGCGCCAACAAGCAGAGAGGUGUAAAACUUUUCCUGAUAUGGGCUGUAAUGCAAGGUUUUGCUAUGAUUCUGCAAAAUAGAUAUCAACGGCAGAGACUGUAUACUCGUAUUGCAUUGGGAAAGGCAAGGAGGAUGGAUGUUGUGUGGGGAGAAACUGCCGGUGUAGAAGGUCAAUUGUGGUUGUUAUGCCCCCUACUGUUCAUUUUACAGGGUUUUGAAGCAUAUGUUGGACUAUUGCUCCUGAGGACCGUUCGGGCUGGUGUUGUUUCUGAAUGGCAGGUAGUUGUUUGUGGGAUCCUUCUGGUUGUGAUGGCAGUUGGGAACUUCACAAACACAGUACAGACACUCAUGUCAAAGUCAAAGGUUAAAGCAAAAAUGAGAAGAACAAAGAGCAGGCUGGAAUUAGAUCAGGCUAAGAGAUUGUGAGAUAAGGCAGAGAUUUUCUGAAGCCUCGAUGUUAUGCCAAGUUAUGUGGGGGAUAUUCAUUCUUGUGUUCUUGUUGAAAAUGUGUACGGGGUUUCUUAACAGAUCUGUUUUAUCAAUCAGGCAUCGGGGUCGGGGAAGUGAAAGUUACUCGGGAUGGCUAAUUAGCUGAUGGUCACUCAUGGUCUCUGUGCGCACUUUCUUUGGCAGGCCUAGCAGAUGCACAAGUAUUAUAAUGAGUCUUUGAAGCUCAAAAGUAAAUGUCAGCCAGUUUUGAGUUUAUUCAUGUUGGCUGUAAUAGCAAAUCUUGAUCUUUCCUUUGACAUAUAUUCUGUCCUUGGAAGAAGAGGGAUUGAUGAGAGGUAGGGCUUUUCGAUUUAUCACGGUUGGUUUUUUAAGUCUUCUGGUUUAGUUGGUUGCUUACUUAUUCUCUGAUUUUUCUGUAUCAUCGAAGAAACUCGUGUCUAAAUUUCAAAACCCUAUUUUUGCAACA